GAGCUGUGUUUGUUGAUGCCGGGGCCAACAGAAGAAAGCUAGAAUAUUCCGGGCUCGUCGAGGCUCAUUGUGAUUAUCUCCACUCUGGCAAGCUCAGGAAUUCUCGUCGAAGUCCAUAUUGGUGCCUCUGACGAUGUCUUCCCCAUCAGUCGAUCUCAGUGCAUACCGUGAUCAGCAUUUCAAGGGCUCAAGAGCGGAACAAGAGAGACUUCUGCGAACGAGCACCACAUUGUACGUGGGAAAUCUGUCGUUUUACACAACGGAGGAACAGAUUUUCGAGCUGUUCGACAGGUGUGGGGAUGUGAAGCGCGUCAUUAUGGGACUCGACCGCUUUCAGAAAACCCCGUGCGGUUUCUGUUUCGUAGAGUACUACGAUCGCGCUGACGCCGAAAACGCGAUGUGUUGGGUUAACGGAACGAAACUCGACGAUCGUAUCAUAAGAACCGACUGGGACGCCGGUUUCAUUGAAGGCCGGCAAUACGGACGAGGAAAGUCGGGAGGACAAGUUCGGGACGAAUACAGGAACGAUUUCGAUAGUGGACGAGGGGGUUACGGAAAAUUACUGCAACAAAAGGUUGAAGCCAAUGUCUAACAAACCGAAGAUCAGGUGCCGAAUCAAGGCGACAUCUCGAGAAACUUGUAAAUAAAACUCCACAGCUGUGUAUGAGUGUAACAAUAAUGAUAAUAAACGUGGAGUUGACCGCAAAGAAACGGUCAGAUA
This is a messenger RNA of Galendromus occidentalis (western predatory mite), 721 nucleotides long. It is a transcript of the gene Cbp20, whose product is annotated as cap binding protein 20. The coding region runs from base 134 to 592 and encodes 152 amino acids. Gene Ontology annotation, molecular function: RNA cap binding. The transcript is spliced from 3 exons. Gene Ontology annotation, cellular component: nuclear cap binding complex. Gene Ontology annotation, biological process: mRNA cis splicing, via spliceosome. NCBI's taxonomy places the organism in Eukaryota, Metazoa, Arthropoda, Arachnida, Mesostigmata, Phytoseiidae. The record is from RefSeq and is a predicted model, not a curated record.